AUGAGGAGGAGCUUACCCUCUGUGUCUUUUUUUCUGGUCCAUAUUCUUCUUCUAUCCUGUAUUCUUCUCACACCAACACUUUCCUCUGAUGGAGAUGGUGACGAUGAUGGUGAUUUGGUGGACCAGAUAUGCCGAAAGACUCCAUUUUAUGAUCUCUGCAGCUCCAUCUUACACUCAAAUCCCUUGGCCCCCAAAAGUGAUCCAAAGGGUAUGGCCCUCAUAAUGGUGAAUGACAUUCAGGCAAAUGCUACUGACACACUGAGUUACAUUGAAGACUUGAUCAAGCAAACCUCAGAUGAAGAAUUGGAGCAACAACUUGCUUUCUGCGCAGAGUCAUACAUCCCAGUUGUGAAGUACAUUCUCCCACAAGCAGCUGAUGCCAUAAGCCAAGGUCGAUUUGGGUUUGCCAGUUACUGCAUCGUUGAUGCUCAGAAGGAAGUAAAUGCCUGUGACAAGAAAUUUUCUGGCUCAUCUCAGGCACCCUUAAGUGAUAGAAAUGACAUUAUGCAGAAGUUGGUGGAUGUGGCUGCAGCCAUAGUUAAACUACUAUUAAAUGGUUGAUUAGUUUUGAUUUCUUGUAGCAUUUAGUAAUU
This is a messenger RNA of Vigna unguiculata (cowpea), 593 nucleotides long. RefSeq names its product cell wall / vacuolar inhibitor of fructosidase 1-like. Gene Ontology annotation, biological process: negative regulation of catalytic activity. Lineage: Eukaryota; Viridiplantae; Streptophyta; Magnoliopsida; Fabales; Fabaceae. The record is from RefSeq and is a predicted model, not a curated record. Gene Ontology annotation, molecular function: enzyme inhibitor activity.